Molecule: messenger RNA, 10957 nt
Organism: Pseudopipra pipra
Lineage: Eukaryota; Metazoa; Chordata; Aves; Passeriformes; Pipridae
Gene: MTCL2
Product: microtubule crosslinking factor 2
Exons: 16
Coding region: 53-5227 (1724 amino acids)
Biological process (GO): regulation of autophagy; insulin receptor signaling pathway
Source: RefSeq, a predicted model, not a curated record
GGCCGCAGCCGCAGCCGCAGCCGGGGCCGAGCCCAGCGCAGCGCAGCGGGAGAUGGAGGCCGAGCCGGCAGAGCCGGGUCCCCCCGCGCCGCCGCCGCCUCCACCUCCGCCGCCGCUCCCGGAGAGGAAGAAGAAGCCGCAGCGGGCGCCGUCGCCCGCCCGCCCCAAGGAGGUGCCCGGCUGGUCGCUGGCCAAGAGCCGGCGCGGCGGCCCCGGGGGGCACCCGGGCGCGGCCCCGCGGCUGUCGGCGGGCGGAGCGCACCCGCACCCGCACCCGCGGCGGGCGGGCGGCAAGGACGGGCGGCCCGAGAAGCGGGGGGCGGCGGGGGCUCGCCCCGGCGGUAAAGGGCCGGCGGGGCGCGGCGCGGCGCGGCCGAAGGGCCGGCGGCACGGAGCCGACACGGCGGCCCCCGGGGCGCGGAGAACGGCGUCGGCGCCCGGCUCGGUGCCGGCGCCCGGGCCGAGCUCCGGGCUGACCGACAGCAGCUCGGAGGUGUCGGACUGCAGCGCCUCGGAGGAGGCGAAGCUGCUCUCGCUGGAGCUGGGGCUGAGCGGCAGCGAUGGCGAGUCCCCCGGCAGCGCCCCGCCGCCGCCGCCCUCGGCCGGGGAGGCGUCGCCGCUGCCCGAGGAGCCCUCGGUCGCCUCCGUGGCCAGCAGCCGCCUGCAGCUCAGCACCUCGCUCGCCUUCUCCGACCUCACCGAGGAGCUGCUGGACGCCGGCACCGACGGGCUGCUCCGCGAGCUGGAGGACCUGCGCUCCGAGAACGACUAUCUCAAGGAUGAGAUCGAGGAGCUGCGCGCCGAGAUGCUGGAGAUGAGGGAUGUCUACAUGGAGGAGGACGUGUACCAGCUGCAGGAGCUCCGGCAGCAGCUGGACCAGGCCAGCAAGACGUGCCGCAUCCUGCAGUACCGGCUGCGCAAGGCCGAGCGCCGCAGCCUGCGCGUGGCACAGACCGGCCAGGUGGACGGAGAGCUCAUCCACAGCCUCGAGCAGGACGUCAAGGUGGCCAAGGACGUCUCUGUGCGGCUCCACAAUGAGCUGGAGGUGGUGGAGAAGAAGAGGAUCAGGCUGGAGGAGGAGAACGAGGACCUGCGCCAGCGGCUCAUCGAGACCGAGCUGGCCAAACAGGUGGUGCAGAACGAGAUGGACAAGCUCCGAGAGAAUUCCCUCAAGAAACGGGGGUCUCGCUCCCUUGGGAAGACAGAGAAGAAGCCAUCAGUGCAGGAGGACAGCGCAGACCUGAAGUGCCAGCUGCAUUUUGCCAAGGAGGAGUCGGCCCUGAUGUGCAAGAAGCUGACCAAGCUGGCCAAGGAGAAUGAUGGGAUGAAGGAGGAGCUGCUGAAGUACCGGUCCCUGUACGGGGACCUCGACAGCUCCCUCUCCGUGGAGGAGCUGGCUGACUCUCCCCAUUCCCGCGAGGCCGAGCUGAAGGUGCACCUCAAGCUGGUGGAAGAGGAAGCCAACAUCCUCAGCCGGAGGAUAGUGGAGCUGGAGGUGGAGAACCGCGGGCUGCGGGCGGAGAUGGACGACAUGAAGGGCCAGGGGGACAGGGAGCUGCCGGGGCAGGACACGCGGUUCCUGGUGGGCAUCUCGAGCUGCGGGGACGGAGGGGACACGGUGGCGGAGCUGCGCCGGCACCUGCAGUUUGUGGAGGAGGAGGCCGAGCUGCUGAGGCGCUCGCUGCUGGAGCUGGAGGACCAGAACAAGCUCCUGCUGAACGAGCUGAGCAAGUACAAGUCGGACCACGAGCUGGACGUGACGCUGUCGGAGGACAGCUGCUCGGUGGUCAGCGAGCCCUCGCAGGAGGAGCUGGCCACGGCCAAGGUGCAGAUCAGCGAGCUGAGCGGGAAGGUGAAGAAGCUGCAGUACGAGAACCGCGUGCUGCUCUCCAACCUGCAGCGCUGCGACCUGGCCUCCUGCCAGACCACCCGGCCCAUGCUGGAGACCGACGCCGAGGCCGGAGACUCGGCACAGUGCGUCCCCACCGUUGGCUGGAGGGACGGCACGGGCGGCGGCGAGGCCGACGGGCAGGACAGGGUGCCUGGCAACGGGAAGGUGCUCGAUGGCCCCGCCAAGGUGCUCAAGCCCAAAGACCUGGAGACUUUGCUGGGCAUCAGGGACCAGGCGACGCUCGUCAGCAAAGCGAUCGACGUCUUAAUUUCGGAUGCCAACGGCUUCACCUCCGGGCUGAAGGCUUGCUUGGACAACGAGUGCGCGGGGGUGCUGCUGGGCGAGGCGGUGGGCAGUGGUGGUGAGAGCCCCAGCGACGCCAAGCUGAUGAACGUGCUCCUCAUGCGGCUGGGAGUGCUCCAGCAGGACCUGGGCUGCCUCGUGAGGAAGGUGGACCACCUCACCGGCGGCAUCAAGGAGCACACAGACUCUUUCCCCUUCUCCAGCCCCAGCAGCCACGACGUCACCAAAGAGGGGUUGCAGAAGGACCAUUCCUCCGACUUCCAGCAGCCUGAUUUUAGGGACGCCGACCCUUUCCGCAUCCCCCACGCCAAGGACACGGACCCCACACAUCCCCGGAGCUACAAAACCUGCCGGCCUGAGGAGAACGACUCCUACGCCACCGAGAUGAAGGAGCUGCAGCUGGUGCUGUCAGAGGCCAACGAGAGCCUGCGGGGGCUGCAGGAGCAGCUCUCGCAGGAGAGGCAGCUGAGGAAGGACGAGGUGGACAACUUCUCACAGAAGAUCUGCCAGCUGAAGGAGGACCACCAGAAAGCGCUGCUGCGGCGGGAGUUUGAGCUGCAGAGCCUGAACCUGCAGAGGCGGCUGGAGCAGAAGUUCUGGAGCCAGGAGAAGAAUCUGCUGGUGCAGGAGUCACAGCAGUUCAGGCAGAGCUUCCUUCUGCUCUUCAUGAAGCUCAAGUGGUUCCUCAAGCGCUGGCGCCAGGGCAAGAUGGUGCACAGUGAGGGCGAGGACUUUUUGGAGGUGAACAGCAUGAAGGAGCUGUACCUGCUGCUGGAGGAGGAGGAGCUCGCCCCACAGCAACAGGCAGACAACAAGAUGUGUGCUGGGGACACCUGGACCCCCAACACACCCAACGAGUGCAUCAAGACUCUGGCCGACAUGAAGGUGACCCUGAAGGAGCUGUGCACGGAGCUGCGGGAGGAGCGGCGCGGGGCCAGCGAGCUGCAGCAGCAGUUCACCAAGGCCAAGGCUGCCUGGGAGAUGGAGCGCGCCGAGCUCAAGUGCCACAUUGCCCAGCUGGAGUCAAAGGCAGGCAAAGGGAUCGCAGAGCGAGCGCUGCCGGACUGGAAGGUGGCACUGAAGAGGGAGCGUGAGGAGCACCAGCAUCUCUUGGCAGAGUCCUACAGCGCCGUCAUGGACCUCACCAAGCAGCUGCAGAUCAGUGAGAAGAACUGGAACCAGGAGAAGGUGGAGCUGCUGGCUCGCUUCAAGGAGGAGCAGCAGCAGGCAGAGCAGCAAGCAAAGGACCUGCAGAACAAACUCAACCAGUUGCAGAAAGGAUCCAACCCGUGGGCAUUGAAGCACUCGGAAAUGGAGAAGCACGGCAGCAACUGGAAAGAGGCUCUCAAUGAGAAAAUCACAGACAAGGAGACAAUCUCUGAAACAGAAGCCAAGGGAACCAACCUCAAAAGGACCAAGUCAGUUUCCUCCAUGUCAGAGUUCGAAAGCUUGCUCGACUGUUCUCCCUACCUCCCUGGAAAGACCGUGCCAGGGCUGGGUGACCAUGCCCGGGGCAAAAAAUCAUCCUCAGCCACCCAGCUGCUGCCCAAUGGGAUCCGGGACAGUGCCAGUGUUCCUCCCUCCAACUGUACAUAUGUGAAUAUUGAACAACCCGCCCCCGACAGCCUGGCCAAGGAGAAGCUGGACGUAUCCUCCUGGGACUACUCUCGGGCAAGCAGCCUCUCCGGGCACGACCCAGCCCACAAACAAAUACAGAGGAGCUACACGGCGCCCGACAAGACCGGGAUCCGCAUCUACUACAGCCCGCCGGUGGUGCGGCGGCUGGAGGCGCCUCUGGUGCACAACAAGGAGGGCAAGAUCAUGAUCGAACCCGGGUUCUUGUUCACCAUGGCCAAGCCAAAGGAGCCGGAGGAGUCGGCCAGCACCGAGGGCACCUACAGCCAGUGGCUGUGCAACUUCUCCAAGCAGCAGCGGGAGCUGCUGGACGGCGGCACGGUGGAGGGCGCGGUGCCGCCGGUGCCGCGCUUCCCGCCGGCGCUGCACGACCUGGAGAUCUCGGGCAACAUGAGCGACGACAUGAAGGAGAUCACCAACUGCGUGCGGCAGGCCAUCCGCUCCAGCUCCCUCGAGAGGAAGGUGAAAAGCACCUCCAGCCAGACGGUGGGGCUGGCCCACGUGGGGACACAGACCAUCCAGACGGUGAGCGUCGGCCUCCAGACCGACCUCCCGCGCGGCGCCGGCGUGCACAGCAAGAGCUGGUCCCCGCGCAGCUCCUCCCUCGUGUCCGUGCGCAGCAAGCAGAUCUCCUCCUCCCUGGAUAAGGUCCACUCCAGGAUCGAGCGGCCGUGCUGCUCCCCAAAAUACGGCUCUCCGAAGCUCCAGAGGAGGUCUUCCUCCAAGCUGGACGCCUCCAAGGACAGGAGCCUGUGGAACUUGCACCAGGGUAAGCAGAAUGGCUCCGCCUGGGCCCGCUCCACCACCACCCGCGACAGCCCCGUCCUCAGCAACAUCAACGACGGCUUGUCCAGCUUGUUCAGCGUGGUGGAGCACGCGGGCAGCACCGAGUCCAUCUGGAAGCCGGGCUGCCCUGAGAGCAGCCGGGCCAAGCCUGAAGCACCCAAGUAUGGCCUUGUGCAGGAGUUCUUCAGGAAUGUCUGCGGGCGGGCACAGAGCCCCACCACCCCCCAGGAGAAGAAGGAGGCCGCUGGGGAGGAGGGCAGCAAGAGAGCCGAGCACCCCAGCGCCGUCACCCACCACCCAGCUGAAAACAUCUCCCGCGUCCUGAACAAAAAGGUCCUCAAGCAGAGCAGCUGCGAGGACCCCAAGCCCUCGUCCCCCGGGCAGGGCAGUAAGGACACAGCCCUGCGGGACCCCGACCUCAUCUCGGCCUUAGCCAGCGAGGACACGGCGUGUGACUGCAGCUCCCAGUCCCUCACCUCCUGCUUCGCCCGGCCGUCCCGCUCCGCCGUCCGCCACUCCCCCUCCAAGUGCAAACUGCACCCCGCGGACCCCCCCAGGGCGGAGGAGAAGCCGGGGGCCUCGACCUGCAAUGUAAAACCAAGUGCAUUUUAAAAAUACCGAAAUGAGCUACAUUGGAGAGGCACCAAUUGGAUUAAGAGAUUGUGGGUUGGGAGGCUGCAGCGUGGCCCGUGGUCUGCGCUGCACAUCCUUCUGUCACCACCAGAAAAAGCCUUACCCGAGGAGGGAGGGGGCAGCAGCCACAGCCCCCACGGCAGUGCAGAGCUCCUGGGGCUGGGGGGCUGUGACCCAGCCCCACACAGAGCAGCGUUGGUUCUUCUGUGCAGCUCCAGGAGAGAGCAGAGAUUUCUGAGGCAGCUGCCUGACCUAUUUUCAAGCUGCCUGUCAGGGGCCAGGCAGGGAUUCACCCAGAUGGAGCUGCCUGCAGGUGCCUGUGGAUCCUGGGGCUCUGUGCAUUUCUCUAGGGCUGUGUACACUGCUCCAAGGGCUCCAUGCACUGUUCCAAGGGGCUGUGUACCCUGCUCCAGGGGCUCUGUGUGCUGCUUCAAGGGCUCUGCAUUGCUCCGGAGCUCUGUACACUGUUCCAGGAGCUCCAUGCACUGCUCUAAGGGCUCUGCAUUGCUCUGGGCCUCUGUACACUGUUCCAGGAGCUCCAUGCACUGCUCUAAGGGCUCUGCAUUGCUCUGGGCCUCUGUACACUGCUUGUGGGGCUCCAUACACUGCUCCAAGAGCUCUGUGUGUUGCUCUGGGGCCGUGUACGCUGCUCCAAGGGCUUUGUAGACUGCCCCAGGACCUCUGUACGCUGCUCCAAGGGCUCUGUGCAUUGCUCUGGGGGUGUUUACACUGCUCCCAGGGCCUCUGCACAUUGUCAUCCUGCAGUUCCACUUACAAACUGCUCGUGCUGCCGAGGCUGCUGCCCUCUCCCGUCCAGCCCAGCCGCUCUCUGCCCGCAGCAGCAGCAGCAGCAGGGCUGCAUCACUGCCACGUCGCAGCCUCCGUCAGCACCUCCGCGACGGCCACUCACUGCCUGUGUCUCCAGACACAAACCAGCAUCAGCCAGGGCUCCUCAGGCCCAGCACCGAUGGCCUUUUGCUCCUGGCCCCACAGGGACCCUCGUCACGCGGGUGGGGGACGCACAGGGCAGGUGCCACCCACCCUCACCAGCAGCCGGGGCCGGGCGCUGUCCCUGCCUUGCCAGGGAGCAGUCGGGUCUCUGUCCCACAGCACUGCCACGGGCGAUCUCCUGCUGUACAUAGAUCCUUUCGGGGUGGUUUUUAGCAUUUUCAUUGAUAAAUUGGGGUUUUGGUUUUGUUUGGUUUUGGUUUUGGUUUGGUUUUUUUUUUUUUUUAAAGACUCCUCUACUUUUGGAAUGUGGUUUCUCAUUUUUACAACUGCCUUUUAAUUAUUUGUAAUAUUGGUCGGUUCUGUCUUACUCUGUAAAUAGCAGUGCUGGGCAUUUCCCAGGGAGGCUGAGCCGAGGCUGGCAAGGGAUUUGUCGGGAAAAUUUGAGGUGUGGAGGUGGCUGAUUCUACCCCAGCCCCUGCAUGGACUCUGCCCUGUCCUCCCCAUAUGCCAGUGCCCAACCUGGGGUGAAGCCCGAGGUGUUUUGGGCAAAGCCACGCUUGCCCCUGCCCUGUCCUCCUGCCUCCUCUCACCAGCCCAUGCCAAGGUCGCAUGAAGGGCACCUUGUGCUCCGAUGACAGGCUCCCUGCCCACCCUGUCCUGCACCCCUGUAUCAUGCCUGCUUGUUGUGUGAUGAAUAAAGGUCCUGCAACCCCUCACCCACACCCUUGGUGCUGCCUUCCCGUGCUGGGGGGGGAACCAUGCUGCAGAGGGAGAUGUGGGGUGAUGCAUCCUGUCCCUCUGUCCCCACCAUCCUGCCUGAUGCCCAGCCCACACACGGUGUCUCAGCCUCUCCUCACCCACCCCUCUCUCCCUGACACCAUCCCCGUGUGCUGACCCCACCUGUGCCACAGCACCAGGGCUUCUUGUUACCCACCUGUGGGUGGGUCCUCCAUGGCCUCACUGACAGUGCUGUCACCCCACACCAGGCUCCUCUCAGCUUUGCAUUGUUUGUGUGGUGCUGCUGUUUCUCAUGUCCCGUCCCAGCCUGCCCAGCUCACCCCAGCCUGCACACACCCCCCACAGCCCCUUUCCCAUCACUGCCCGUGGCUUCUUGUCCUUGUGCCCCUCGGUUGGACUCCAUGAGCUCAGAGGUCUUUUCCAACCUUCAUGAUUUUGUGAUUCUCUGAUCACCUGCAGGUCCCAGCCUCGUCCAAGGCUCACUCCAUUAAACUGUCCCUCCCUGAGGUCUUUCAACACCCACCGUGACCCACCUCUCUUUCUUUUGCUCCUCCAUCAUCUUUCAUGUCCUAUCCCUUUUGUCCCUGCCCUUUCAUCCCUGCUCUUUGAUCCCUUAUGUCCCAUCCCUCUUUAUUCCACUCUUUCAUCACCCACCUAACCCAGCCCAGCCCUCCUUCCUGUCAUCCUCCAUCACCCUCCACCCCAUUCCUCCUUCCUGUGCUCCAUCACCUACCACAUCCCAUCCCUUCUCCUGUGUGCCUCCUUUUAUGUCCCACCCGUCCUUCUGCUGCUCCUCCAUUGUCCACCCAUCCCUCCUUCCUGUGCUGUCACCCAGUGUGUCCCAUCCCGCCCUGCCACCCUCCUCCAUCACCCACCAGGUCCCAUCUUUCCUUUCUGUGCUCCUCCAUCAGCCACCAUGUCCUGUCCCUCCUUCCUGCUCUCCUGCAUCCUCCAUCAUGUCCUAUCCCUUCUUGUGCUCCAGUCACUUGUGACCUCCUAUCCCUCCACAUCCCACCUCUCCUUCCACAUGUUCCAGAGUGUGCUAUCAGCUGUGUCCCAUCCCUCCCUGCCAUGCUAUGCUCUUCCAUUACCCACCAUGUGCCCUCCCACUCUCCCUGCAUCCUACACUACAUCUUCUCCCUCCUUGUUCUUCUCCACCACCCACCAUCUCCGACCCCUGCUUCCUGUGCUCCUCCGUUGCCCUCCAUAUCCACCUUCCAGUCUUCCUGUCACAUUUGCAUCCCAUCCCUCUCACCUGCUCCUCCUUCAUUCACCACACCCCAUUUCUUGUUAUCCUCAUUCACCUCCAUCAUCUCCUCAUGUCCUCUCUUCCUUCUUCACCUCCACCCUGUGCUAUCCAUCCUCAUCCUGCUUUGCCUCCAGCUUUCCAUAUUCAUGUCAACAUCUCACCAUCUCUUCUUCAGCUCCCACCAUCAGUCUUCUACAUCUUACCAUCAUCUUGUCCCUGCUUAUCCUCCAUUAGCUCCCACCUCCACCCCAUGUUCAACUUCUUCCACUCUUCAUCUUCUCCACACCUUUCUUCAUUCUCUUCUAUCUCUUCCUAUCUCCUCACUCAACUUCCUCCACUUCCCCAUCCCAAAAUCCACCCUCACCCCCCACCAUUUCCCCAUCCCCUCAACUGCGUCACCCAAAUUUGCCUUCUCCUCCUCCACCCUCACAUUUCCAAUCCCCCCUUGUGCUAUUUUCCACCAUCUCCUCAUCCAUCCUACUCCACUGCCCUCCAGUCUUUAUCUUCUUCUAUCCCUUAGAUGUCCCUUCAUCACUCCUGUCAUUUUCAUCCAUAUCCCAGUCUCCUCAUCCUUUCUGUUCUCCAUCUCCUCUCCCUCCUUUUCCUCCACCACCUGCCAUAUGUCCAGUCUCUUCAUCCUCCCCAGCCUCUCUUUUCUUCUUCUUUGUCCUUUCUACCAUCUCCCAUACCUUCUCCCUCAUCCUCCAUCUCAUACUUCUUAUUCCUCCACCUCAAUCUCUCUGAGUCUCUCCUUCCUGUGACCCUCCACCUCCCAAUGUCCUUUUUCCUGCUGUUUCACCUCUUGGCCUGUCCCUUUCAUACUUUACCUCUGGCUAUCUCACCAUUCCUUGUCAUUUGCCUCCACAGCCUCCAUUUCUUCUCAUGCUCCUCCACCUCCCCCUAUCUUCCCAUCCCUCCUUAUCCCCUAAGUGUCCUGCCUACCUCACAGAUUUCCCCUCCACCCCCUCCCUAUUCCUUCCUUAGCUCACAGCUUCCUCUCUCACUGUCCUUUCGUUCUCCUUUAUCUCCCACUCCAUCCUUACCUCCAAUUUUCUCCCAGCCUGGCUUCUCCCAUUUGUCCUCUUCUCCAUCCUCCCUGCACUCUUUUACUCCCAGCACAUCUGACUGCAGCUGCAAUUUUCUGCUUCCCUUCCUCCUUCCCCUGUCUUGUAUCCCAUUCCUUCCUGACCCGGGAAGGCCACCACCAGCUCAGCCACCCCUGAUGCAAGCAGGAAGGGCCCUUCCUGACAUCAGGAAACACUUCUCCCUAGGGCUAGUGAAGCUGGACCUGGUCACUGGGGAAAGGGGAGGAUCUCUGCCGUUGGAAGGUUUCAGUUACUCAGCUAGAUAAAGUCACCACUGCCCUGAUUUAGCAUUAGCAAUAACUAUCUUGGAACAUGGAGCUCGACCAGAUUCCCCUGGGAUCCCUUCGUGCACGCACGUCUUUGGGAGACUUCCCCAAGCAGUGAAGGAUUUCCAACAGGGACAAGACAUGGCUUUGAAUGCAUCACUUGGGAUGCUGCAGGACAUGAGGAACUAUCCCUGCUACUUGCAGUGGCUCCAUGGUGCUCAAGCAGGACCAUCCCAUGGUGCUCAAGCAGGACCAUCCCAUGGUGCUCUAGCAGGACCAUUCCAAUACUAAAGGAGGACCAUCCCACACUGCUGAAGCAGGACCAUCCCAUGCUGCCUGAGCAGCACCAUCCCACACUGCUCAAGUUAGCCACCUUGUGCAUCUUGAGCAGGAUCACCAGCCUGCUUGAGCAGGACCAUCCCACCUUGCUUGAGCAGGAAUACCCCAGCAGGACCAUUCCAUGCUGUUCUAGCAGGACCACCCUAAUGCUGCUCCAGCAGAACCAUCAUUCUCAUUGAGCAGGACCAUCCCACACUGCUUGAGCAGCAGCACCCUGUGCUGCUUGAGCAGGACCUAUCCAGGCUGCUUGAGCAGGCUCAUCCAAUGUGGUGGAGCAGAACCUUCCCAUGUUGCCCAAACAGGACCACCCCAUGUCAUUUGAGCAGAACCAUUCCAGGCUGUUCAAGUAGAACUAUCCCAAGGCUGCUUGAGCACCAUGGGCCAGGCCGAAGUGGCUUCCUAAAAGACUGCCAGCUCCCAGGCCAGUGAGCUAUCCCUGAGAUGUUCCCUCAGACCCUAGAGCCAGGGAUCCUUGCGUCAUCUUUGGUUUCCUUCCCUCGGGUUGGUCCAUGCAGAGCCAUGGCCAUCCCCUUCCAAUGGCCUUGUGGCUGCUCUAGGGCACAGGGCUGCUGGCACUGCUGCCCAGGGAAGGACAGGUCUCCUCUCCAUCCCAAGGAGCCCCAUACCCUGAGGGGCCUGCACGCAGGGCCUCUUCAGAGCGUCCCAUGUCACUCACGCACAAGGGCCAACCAGCCUUGCUUCUCUGCAGACUUUGCCUUCCAAUGUUGGAGGCUCUCAGCCAUCCCAUGGAGGGCACCCUGCCCUUCCCAAGGGGCUGUGUCUGAGGGACUGUCCCACUGCAAUACAGGCAGGGACAGGGCAGCCAGUGUCUUGAUGGGGUGGGGGUGACAUUCCUGCCCAAAUGCCUUCUUGGCUGGGAAAUCUGGGGGAGGGAAUUUGCUACCUGUGUUAGGAACUAGCUGAACUUACGUGUCUCCCCAAGCUGGAUUUCUUACUCCAAAUAUUCAAACCGUUGUAUAUUGUACUGGGAUUUUUACAUUGAAUUAUUGUAGAAAACAAAAAAUUUAAACCAAGUCUGUUAAAAAAUAAACAUUAAAAAUCUCUAUGAAAAAAAAAUAAA